Molecule: messenger RNA, 2506 nt
Organism: Numida meleagris (helmeted guineafowl)
Lineage: Eukaryota; Metazoa; Chordata; Aves; Galliformes; Numididae
Product: putative protein FAM172B
Exons: 3
Coding region: 314-1537 (407 amino acids)
Biological process (GO): regulatory ncRNA-mediated heterochromatin formation
Cellular component (GO): nucleus
Molecular function (GO): siRNA binding
Source: RefSeq, a predicted model, not a curated record
UCUGUGGGAAGACUAAGGAAAACGCUGGUUGUUUGGUUGUUUUUAAGUAGUACCUAACCAAACGAAACGAACUUUAAAUUGCACCUUGCCGAUCCCAUUUUACAUCUCCAUUUCAGUCAGAACCCUGAAGGUGGAUUAGUAACUUAAUUACACCUCAAUUUGCACUGCUCCUCCCCCAGUAUCGCAUAUAUAUUGCAGGAACUUCCACAGCCCCUUCCUCGCUCCCAUACUGAAACCUAAAAACUUCUGCAGCUGUGUAGACUGAGUUUCCUCUAGCUCAGCAUGUAGUAGGGUAACAAGCUCGGCUGAUGCAAUGGUUUCCAGCUGGUGGCCUUGGCAGUCCUUUUAUAUAAAGACAAAGAUCUUUUUUUUCUUCCUAAGGCUGCUGCAGAACUGUAAGUUUGAGAAAUUGCCUACAGUCCCAGAGUCAGAAAGAUUUUUGUCUAGGAUAAUGGCAGACUUUACAGGAGAACAUAUGUGGUUACAAACAGGACAUGAACUAAGCUUGAGGAAACUAAUUGAGGGUUCAGAUUAUCAAGAGGAACUGAAGUAUGAUUUUAAUGCAAAAGGGGAACUGAGGCAUCUGGAUACAAAUGAAUCUUUUGUUUUCAAUUACUACAAAAACACCCAUGAGAAGAAUCAUGAACGCUAUCAAGUUUUGGGACGUGUGAUUACCCAGUAUGUUUAUGAGCUCCUUGAAAGGGUCUGCACACUGCAGAAAGUUUAUAUUCCUUCUGAUGCUACAGAGCAUGAACCAAGAAGUUUCUUUUUUAUGAGUGAGAAAGCACUAACAAGUUCUUCUAGCAUAAUUGUCCUUCUUCAGGACCGUGGAGUUUUUCAUGCUGGCCAGUGGGGGCAGAAGACAAUCAUCAGUGAGGGCCUGUACCAUGGAACACAAAUACCGUUCAUCAAAAUGGCCCUUCAAAGCCAUGGGGGAGUGAUUGUACUGAAUCCCAAUGACAAUUUUGUUGACUUGAAGACUGAAAGGGAGAAGCUAAGCUUCUCUACCAGAGAAGAAUCGCUGACGUCUAUGCAUUCCUGCCAGUGCAUCCCCAGGCGGUGCAGCAGUAGCCCUGAGGAGCAUACCAUGUAUGUAUGGGAUCAUUUCAUUUCUAAAAGCGCAGCCAAGAAUGUGGCCUUCAUUGCCCACGGCUAUGGUGGUUUGGUGUUCGCUGACCUGCUCAUGCAGAGAAAAUGGGAAGUGAUGAAUAAAGUGUUCUCUGUGGCAUUCAUCGAUUCCAUGCACAACAUACAGCAUCAGGCUGGAAAUGAUCCACAAAUACAAUGGUGGAUACAGAAAUACUGCCGUGAAUGGGUAUCAAACAAUAAGCCUCUAGGUAAAGCUGUGGCUUCCCUUGUCAAAGUGAAUUGUCCAACUGUCUCUGCUGGAACUGAAAAGUAUUGUUUAGCACCUUCCUACUGCCUGCAUUCCAUCUUUAAGUAUCUGAACAGCAUGCUGAAAGCCAAGGCCACAACAGCCUUUACACGUUCGCCUAUUGCAACCCGAAGCAGCAAAAGAAAGAAAGUUGGUAAAUAAAGGUAUAUUGACUUCGGUUUGAUAGUAGUCUCUUCAUAACCACCCCUGCAGCUAAGGUCCUUCACUAUGGAGAGACUUAAAACUGUAAGUUUGAAGACAAUUUGUUUUUGAGAAACACAAAAAUACAAGUUAACCGUGAGGAAAAAAAAUGCCUUCUUGAAAGCUUUAGGUCAUAUCCCUUCAGCUAGCUGUGAAAUUUAAAGCUGUACUAAACGAAGAUGUUAAUGUAUAUCAACACUUGUCUGUAUAUUUUUUUUAAAUGCACUUCCUGCAGUGACAGCUUUAUAAUUAGACUAAAGUGAUCAACAAAAUUCUAAUUUCUUAAGUGCUUUGUUUUCACUAAAAGGACAAUUCCGGAAUAUACCAAGUAUGCAAAUUUUCAUUUUUAAAUCCAACUAAAUCAGUGAGACUACACAGAGUUGCUGUGGUUAUAAAACAUGCUAGCAACCUACAGUUAUCAAACUGAUACAAGAGAACGACACAGCUGUUUUCUCUCAGCUGUCUUAUUUUAGAAGUGGGAAACAGUUUAAGUGCCCAUACUAAAGGUUUGCAAUUUAUUCAAGGAAAAGGCCAAAUAGUCUUUAAAACAUACGUAAAAGAAACAGCUAUUCGGAAUUUCCAGUUUAAUUGUGUGGGAAUUAAAAGCAGUCCAUGUCUGCAAAAGAGCUUUGAAGGCUAACACUACCUUGUCAUACAUCUUCAGAUCCUAUCUCAUUAAGAAAAAAAUAAUUGCUGAACCAUAACAUUGGGUACAGAAAACAGUGUCAAAUUCCCUUUAUAUUAUUAUUUUCAUCUGUUUCUGAUUUUAGUAAUUUCUGACACUGUCUGAAAAAGCUUUCAUACCAUUAUUCAGUCAUGGUAGAAAUAUGAAAUUUGAUGGGAAAGGCACAGUCAGGUAAGUGCUUUCAGUAACAACUGCAGCUUUUUACAUAUAGCUCAGCUAAUAUCAAAUUUGAAUGGAAGUAGUAU